This is a messenger RNA of Kwoniella shivajii, 1509 nucleotides long. RefSeq names its product fumarate hydratase, mitochondrial. Gene Ontology annotation, molecular function: fumarate hydratase activity. The record is from RefSeq and is a predicted model, not a curated record. NCBI's taxonomy places the organism in Eukaryota, Fungi, Basidiomycota, Tremellomycetes, Tremellales, Cryptococcaceae. The transcript is spliced from 11 exons. The coding region runs from base 1 to 1509 and encodes 502 amino acids. Gene Ontology annotation, cellular component: mitochondrion; tricarboxylic acid cycle heteromeric enzyme complex. Gene Ontology annotation, biological process: tricarboxylic acid cycle; fumarate metabolic process; malate metabolic process.
AUGUUGAACCGAGUCGCUCUUAGAUCGGCUACCAGCCUUCCAAAAAGACAAGUAUCAAAAUCAGUCUAUUCACCCCGAACAUUUAUCACCAGCGCAUCCAUCAUGGCUGAACAAAAAUACAGACAAGAAAAAGACACUUUUGGUCCUUUACAAGUGCCUGCUGAUAGAUACUGGGGAGCUCAAACCCAGAGAAGUUUGAUGAAUUUUGAUAUUGGUGGUCCCACCGAACGAAUGCCUCCACCACUCAUCAAAGCUUUCGGUGUACUCAAGAAAGCCGCUGCUCAUGUCAACCAGACAUAUGGUCUUCCAGCUGAGAUUGCUGAAAACAUCUCCAAAGCAGCUGAUGAAGUUAUCUCUGGAAAAUUGAUCGAAGAAUUCCCUUUGGUGGUCUUCCAAACUGGUUCAGGUACUCAAACCAACAUGAACGUCAAUGAAGUCAUUUCAAACAGAGCUAUUGAACUUAUGGGAGGUGAACUUGGAAGUAAGAAGCCCGUACACCCAAAUGAUCACGUCAACAUGUCUCAAUCGUCCAACGAUACCUUCCCUACUGCUAUGCACGUUGCUGCCGUUGUCGAAAUCAACGAAUCCCUCAUCCCUGCUCUAAAAGAACUUCACGAUGCCCUUGAGGAGAAGAAAAAAUCUUUUGACCAUAUCAUCAAGAUCGGUCGAACCCAUUUACAAGAUGCUACUCCUUUAACCCUUGGUCAAGAAUUUAGUGGUUAUGUGGCUCAAGUCGCUAAAGGUAUUGGAAGAGUCGAAUCCACACUCGAAAACUUGAGUCAACUUGCUCAAGGUGGUACUGCCGUCGGAACCGGUCUCAAUACUAAAGCUGGAUUCGACGAGAAGGUAGCUGCUGAGAUCUCAAAGAUUACCGGACACAAAUUCAUCACUGCCCCCAACAAGUUUGAAGCCCUCGCCGCUCAUGAUGCUAUCGUCGAGGCUUCCGGUGCUCUGAACACCGUCGCUGUAUCAUUGAUGAAGAUCGCCAAUGAUAUUCGAUACCUUGGAUCUGGACCUCGAUGUGGUCUUGGUGAGCUUGAAUUACCAGAGAAUGAACCUGGAUCUUCUAUCAUGCCUGGAAAAGUCAACCCAACUCAAUGUGAAGCACUCACAAUGGUAGCUGCUCAAGUCAUGGGAAACAACACUACGAUCUCAAUAGCAGGUUCAUAUGGUCAAUUCGAAUUAAACGUCUUCAAACCUGUUUUGAUCAAAAACCUCCUCCAAUCUAUUAGACUUUUGGCAGAUGGUUCAAGAAGUUUCACCAAGAACUGUGUCGUAGGUAUCAAAGCCAAUGAAGAGAAGAUCAAGAAGAUCAUGAAUGAAAGUUUGAUGCUUGCAACCUGUUUGAACUCUGUCCUUGGUUACGAUGAUGUCGCUGCUAUUGCUAAGAACGCACACAAGAAGGGUCUCACUCUCAAAGAAUCAGCUCUUGAAUCCGGUAAGAUUACUGCUGAACAAUUUGACGCCAAAGUGAGACCAGAACUUAUGUUGGGUCCUGAUGAAGUAUAA